AUGCUGGACGAGCUCGACAACGUUUUUGACGAUCAUCCGUCUCUGGAUGCCUCGUUGGAGGAUUUUGAGAAUAACAGCAAUGCGCACCGUUCCCCGCUCUUUGGUCUCCCGUCACAGCACUCUGGGUUUCGCUCAGAAGAGUCCGACGGCGAGCUUGAUGAUCCUACGCCCGGUGAAAGAUGGUCACCACCAGGUUUGCACCAGCGCGACUUCAACCAAGGUAGCAGCGGUUGGUACCGCCACCAGCCCUACGCGCCCAAUACACAUCAUCCGACAGGUCGGUUGGAACUCAAGCCCACCGUCGGGGUAAGCCUGUCGCCCUCGUUGUCGCGGGAAGCGAGUCCUCAGUAUGAAGAUGCCCUGGAAGUCAGAUCAAGGCUCAAGUCCCACGACGAUGGCGACGUCGCCCUUGCAGCCAAUGUCCCCUUGCCCAAUAGUGCAGAAACUCCACAGGCCGGACGGUCUCCCAGUCCUAUCCCCGCGCCGGCAUCAGCACCGGGUCCAGGUCGCCCAGAAUGCAUCGGUGCCGAGGAAGACGGAACCAAGCCCGGGACCGGCGCCGGGACUCGGCCUGGAGCAGAGAAUUUGAGUAACUUGCGCGCAGAGGUCCAACAUCGCGAACCUAUUGCCGCCAUCUUUGGCUACUUGCGCGGCAAGUUGGAUAAGAUCACGAGCUCCAAGUCCAAUACUACCCUGUCCAUCAUAAUCCUCUUGUUCUCCGUCGCAUUCAUGCGCGCCUUGUUUCUUCCGGGGUUGCCCCAAGCGAUCCCGGACUUGGUAAAGCUUUCGGGAUUUGCGCGCUCCUUUGAGCCCCUCAUCUAUUACUCCGAGAACGGGGUCCAGCAAAUAGGUACCUUGCAGGAGACCGGGGUGGCCGUGUGGGAUCUGAGCGAAUCUGUGCGAGGCACCAACAUGACCAGCGCGCCCAUCAUCGUCCGGCAGCUGGAUGAACUGUCCGACUCUUUGAAAUCGCUCUCGCUGGAGCUGACGCGCUUCUUUGCUAAUGUGGACUCCGACGUCGAUUCGAUCCUGAUUGUGAUGGAUUGGGCGAAGCGCGAGCUGGAAACCCUGUCGGCGCAACCCCCCAGCUCCCUGCCCACGAUCAUGUUUGACAACUUGCACAACAUGCUGUCCCGUCUGGGUGCUCUUGAACAAGCGAUCGAGAUUUCCGACGGCAGCAGCUCUACAUCUUCGACCAAAACGACUGCUCUGGGUCACGUCGUGAUGGCUCUAUUUGGUCCUACAUCCGCCCAACGCACGCGCGCCACCCUUACUCGCACCUUUACCGAAUUUCUCUCCGUUCUGGAAGAGUCCAUCAACAGUGAACUCACCCAUUCCACGGCACUCUUUGCCCUCUUCGAGUCGAUCGACCGCCAAUUUCUGAACCUGCAGCGCACCGUGGUCCGAGAAUCCGACGCCCAAGAGCGUGCCGAGGGCGAAAUGCUCAGUUCGCUCUGGACUCGCGUGCUGGGUCCCAACGCGGCUGCCGUCCGCAAGUACGACAAGAAUAAGAAACUUCUCGCCAACGUGCGCAGUCGCACCGUCGCCAACAAGCAUCUGCUCGUGGAUCACCGUGGUCGUCUCCUGACGCUCAAGGUCAACCUGGAAACCCUGCGUCGGAAGCUAGUCAGCCCUCUUGUGCGCCGCAACGACUCGGUCAGCUUCUCGGGCAUCGAGGGUGCGUCUGUGUCUGCGACAUCUGCGGCCUCGGGCCGUCUGCUGGGUCCCGUCGAGGCUGUCAUCGACGGCCAGAUCAAGGGGCUUGAGGGCACCUAUGAUUAUCUCCGAUCUGUGCGAGAGCGCCAAAAGGCCAAACUGAUGGAAUUGGUCUACGGCGCUGGUCGGAAACCCUCUUCCCCAUUUCUAGGGGGAGGUGAUACACAGGAGGACGGCACAGAAGGGUGA
This is a messenger RNA of Penicillium oxalicum, 1905 nucleotides long. RefSeq lists its product as uncharacterized. The record is from RefSeq and is a predicted model, not a curated record. The coding region runs from base 1 to 1905 and encodes 634 amino acids. NCBI's taxonomy places the organism in Eukaryota, Fungi, Ascomycota, Eurotiomycetes, Eurotiales, Aspergillaceae. The transcript is spliced from 2 exons.